UAUUAGAGAUUAUCAGCCGCUUCUUCUAUCUCCAGAUACAGCCAAGGCAAAGAGACACCAUUACAGUCAUCCCGUGGAUCGAACGAAAUUUUGGAAGAAAAAUAAGAUAUUUAUUUUCCUCGCCAAGGCAUUUUGGACGUCUUUACGGAGACACCGUAUUCCUUCCGUGCUCUUACUGGGAGAAAGACGUCGACUAAAACACCAUUCAAUCAACCCCAGUUGGAGCGAGAGUUCCUGGCUUUAUCACCGACCGUCCUUAUCUGGAGCGGGUGUUUAUUCCGUAAACUGAGUUCUUUUGCCAUUUUGUGGAGAUUGAUGAGAUUGCAGUGAAUCGGCCUCCACUCAGGAGUAGGUUUAUACCCUCUUACCUCGUCAAGAAGACUCAAGCAAGAGGCGCCACGAUGUACCAAGGCUUGGCUUUAUCCUCCAACCCUUCUCCAUAUGCACACGACACUGGGAACUACAUUCACUCGUCAGCGAGCUCCCCAGUUUACGUGCCUACCACCCGGGUACCUGCCAUGCUGCAGACUCUCCCCUACCUCCAGACGUGCGAGUCCACCCAUCAGUCUCAUGGCCUCGGGGGCCACCACGGUUGGCCACAAGCUGGCACGGACAGCUCUUCGUUUAACCCGGGCAGCCCUCACCCUCCUCCUGGAUUCUCGUACUCGCACAGCCCACCGGUGAGCAGCAGCACCGGCAGGGACUCCUAUCAGAACCCACUGGUACUCAGCAAUAGCGGGCGGGGGGACCAGUAUGGAAGCGCUUUGGUGCGCUCGGUCGGAGGAUCUUACUCCAGUCCGUACGCGUACAUGAGCCCUGAGAUGGCCACCUCCUGGACGCCUGGACACUUCGAUGGUGGCAUGAUCAGUCUACAGGGACGGCAAGGCGCGCUGUCUGGGAGAAGAUCCAGCUAUGACAUGUUGGAGGAGAUACCUGGCGAAGGCCGAGAGUGUGUUAACUGUGGCUCCAUCUCAACCCCGCUAUGGAGACGAGACGGUACCGGUCACUACCUGUGCAACGCCUGUGGUCUUUACCACAAGAUGAACGGCAUCAACAGACCUCUUAUCAAACCACAGAAACGCCUUAGAGAGAGAGAGAGAGAGAGAGAUAGAGAGGCUCCAAGGUCAGUAAGUUGUGGGAGAAGGUUGUCGGUGAGCGAGAGAGAGGCCUUCACCGCUGUGGGUUUUCCCAUGGAUUGCCGCUCUGUCUCCGGCAGCUGCUGUGAAUUAGUCCAGAUUCAGAGGCAGACCACCUCUCGCCGGGCGGGCCUGUGCUGCACUAACUGCCACACCAGCACCACCACACUGUGGCGGAGGAAUGCCGAAGGGGAGCCCGUGUGUAACGCCUGCGGCCUCUACAUGAAGCUCCACGGGGUGGCCAGACCACUGGCAAUGAAGAAAGAGAGUAUCCAGACCAGGAAAAGGAAACCGAAGAUGCCCAAAUCCAAAGCUUCCUCAGGGACCUCGGCCUCUGGCACCAACUCCCCCACCUCUUUGUCCGUCUCCGAGAACGCCUCCACGAUAAAGAGUGAACCCAACAUGGCCCCAUCUCCAUACGCUGGACAGACCGUUGCAUCAGUCUCCCAGGCCUCUUCUCAGCUGGAGAGCACAAGCUCAGGACACGUGGACAUCAAAUAUGAGGACUAUGCCUUCACCCCCACCUCCAUUGCUGCCCAGAACUCUUGGUGCGCACUGACCCAGGCGUGACCCCCCUUCUUGGGACCCUGGGGCUAUUGCCAGUGGCCGAAUCGAACCUAAACCCAGUCCUGCUACAUGUGGAUACACACACAGACUUGUGAUAACUACCUAUCGUUGUAAUUAGAAGUCGUCAACUCCCACGACCAGUGCUGGUCGAGUUGGUCGAUGAGAGAGGAGAAUGCUGAGAGGAUCACUGGGGACAUGCAAUGCACAGACGCAUUGGCUAUGAAUCGCUGCAGUUUGGGUGUUUGUUGUUGUCAACAUAUCAGUUUUUUUGGUGUCAUUUCAACAUUCUUUUUACAAGCUUGGCAUCUCGACACAUUAAAGGCCUACCACAAGUGGGCAAGUUGUUGCCAAAUGUUAAACCCGAAAACGGUGGAACCGCAGUGCGGGGGGAGGGGGGCGGGUGGUUUGCAAGCGUUUUAUCACUUCAGAACUUGUUUUGAUACUUUAAAAUGUAAAUGAUUAACUUUUAAAGACACAUUAUUUAUGUUGAGAUAAGGAAAGCCAAGGAAACACAAAGCCUACCCAUAAUCCCCCUCUGCUCUGGAGACACACAUACAUAUAUAUAUUUUUUUGUUUGUUUCAUGAUGUCAGAAAUUCCGACCGUCCACUCUGCCAUCCCUUCCUUUAAGGGGGUGGGCUGUGGUGCUCCUUGACUCUGCUGAUUAGUGUAUUUUCAAUGGU
Sardina pilchardus (European sardine) is the source of this 2384-nucleotide messenger RNA. RefSeq names its product GATA binding protein 5 (gene gata5). Gene Ontology annotation, molecular function: DNA-binding transcription factor activity, RNA polymerase II-specific; zinc ion binding; RNA polymerase II cis-regulatory region sequence-specific DNA binding. Gene Ontology annotation, cellular component: nucleus. The record is from RefSeq and is a predicted model, not a curated record. NCBI's taxonomy places the organism in Eukaryota, Metazoa, Chordata, Actinopteri, Clupeiformes, Clupeidae. Bases 402 to 1706 code for a protein of 434 amino acids. The transcript has 8 exons. Gene Ontology annotation, biological process: positive regulation of transcription by RNA polymerase II; cell fate commitment; negative regulation of transcription by RNA polymerase II.